UCCCGUCAAUCGUAGGAAUUAUGGACUGUAAUGUGUGAUUUAAGUGCUUUUCCAUUUAUUUUUUUAUGAAAAAUAUAUUCCAGCAAUGCCAUGGAGGGUUCUGAUACAAAAGAAAAUCAUAGCUGUGCCGGGUGUUUAAAUGAUUUGGGGGAUGAAGACUACGUAUCCGCGCUUGGGCAGGAUUGGCACAAGGACUGUUUUAGGUGCUCAGUUUGUGAUGCUCAGCUGACGACGUGGUACUUCGAGAAGGGCGGGCUUUUGUUUUGUCAGGCGGAUUACUGGGCGCGCUUUGGAGAUAUUUGUCAGCAAUGUUCAGAGAUAAUAACUGGCCCGGUGAUGGCGGCGGGCGAGCACCGCUUCCACCCGGAGUGCUUCGCGUGCGAGGCGUGCGGCGCGCACAUUGACGACACCGCUACUUACGCGUUACUUGAUAGAUCGCACUUGUAUUGUGGUGCGUGCUACACUUGCUGCGUGGGAACUGAGAGACACGCGAUCCGCGUGGUUCGACUCCCGGCGCGAGCACUGCGGCUCGCCUCUACACGUGGCGCGCUUUCUAUUGCGCACGAGCGUUGCGCGGGCAAGCUGUCCGCGCUCGUGCGCUCUUUACUCCGCGCCGCGCUGCAAGCGUGCGUGCAUCUCACGUGCCAUAGGAUAGACUCAAGCUGUGGUAUGCUCACAUUGCAUAUUGGUGAUCGUGUGCUAGAAGUAAACGGGUCACCGGUGAGGAACCGGCCUUUGGCUGAAAUAGAGCGGGUGCUGGCUAGGCCUGAUGUUAUACAGCUUACAAUAGAACACAAUCCGGACACAAUAAACGCAAAACGCGGCAUCAGUACAUCAAACGACGACAAACAUAAACACGACAAAUCACCAGUAGAAAGGAAAAUAAAGGAAGAUACUAAAGUACCCAAAAAGGCAGAAGAGGAGGGAGUUAAAAAGGAGAGAUUGUUUAAAAGAAAAGGGGAGGAGGGGGGGAAGGUGCGGGUUAUAAAGCGGAGGCAGACACCCGCUUCGCCAUUGCUUGGGGAUAAAGAGAGGAGUAGCAGUAUGUCGAAACUGCUUGAUGUUGUGGAUGGAGAAGAAUCGAGUGGUGUGUUGUGUGACUUGAGCCGGGCGAGAUCGUUCCGAGCAGAACCGGCCCCCGGACAGAAGGUGUUCAGAGCUUCUGAUCUAUUACAGGGUGAACUAUUAGGCACAGGUUUUUUCGGGCACGUGUACAAAGUGACACAUAGAGCCACCAACGAAGUGAUGGUGCUGAAACAACUGUACCGAGUGGAUGAGGAGGCACAGAGGAACUUCUUGAAGGAGGUAGCAGUGCUCCGCUCGCUCCGUCACCGCAACGUGUUGCGCUUCAUCGGCGUGCUGUACCGCGACCGGCGGCUGCACCUCGUCACCGAGUACGUGGCCGGCGGCACGCUGCACGACCUGCUGCAGGUGCGUAGCCCGGGAGACACUGUACUGCGGUCCAUCGGCGUGCUGUACCGCGACCGGCGGCUGCACCUCGUCACCGAGUACGUGGCCGGCGGCACGCUGCACGACCUGCUGCAGAACACAAGCCGUCCGCUAAGUUGGUGCGCACGGGCCAAACUCGCCCGUGACGUGGCCGCCGGGGUGGGAUACUUGCAUCGCAUGAAUGUUAUACAUCGAGAUCUUAAUUCGCAUAACUGUCUUGUACGAGCUGAUCAGGAAAUGACAGUAAUAGUGGCAGACUUCGGCUUGGCCCGUAUAGUGCAGCGCACAGCUAGCAGUGCGCACACACACUCCUCGCUACGACGGAAACGGUACACGGUGGUCGGGAACCCAUACUGGAUGGCGCCAGAAAUGAUGAACGGCAACCUGUAUGAUGAGAAGGUGGAUGUGUUCUCAUUUGGCAUCAUUUUGUGUGAGAUUAUCGGUCGAGUGUCAGCAGACCCAGACUUUCUGCCGCGGCGGUCUGACUUCGGUCUGAACGAGGCGCAGUUCCUGGAUAAGUUCUGUCGCACGUGCCCAGAACCGUUCUAUAGGAUAGCCUUCCUGGCGUGCAAUCUGGAGCCAGACGAUAGACCGCCAUUCGAAGUGAUGGAGAUCUGGCUGGAGUCGCUCGUGCUGCACCUGUCGCAGCCGUUGCCGCUGCCGGCCACACUGCUCGCGGACGUGGAGCAGUACGCGCGCCGCAGCACCGCGCGCACGACCGCCACGCCCGAGCGCCGCGUGCACACUGACAACGGCAUCUUCUGCGCCAACACGCGCAGCCGCGAGGAGCUGCGGGAGCCCCCCGAAUGCGUACGUUGGAGUGCGCUAGGCAAGUGCGUUUCCGCCAGCCAACUCACCGCACGUCGGGUCACACACUCCGAGCCGCGCCCGGCCGCGCGCUCCCGGUCACACCACGCGCUGGCGCCCGGGUACAUACUGCGGGCCGACGGCAAGAAUAUAGACAUCACUAAGGUUGACGAUAUAUCCGAAUGGCUGGACCCUCCACCGCUCAAACGAACAAGCCCAGACUCACAUCUCAAUAACUUGCUAAACGAUACUAAAACUAGGAAAAUUGAGGAUUCCAAUUUACCUGCUUUCCUCAGAAAUCAAUCAGUAGAAGGUUUAGAAACUGAUGAGAAAGAUCACGACCAACACCUGCCCUUCUGCAGACACCAAAGCAUUCCAGACCACUGCGAAAUACAGACUGAAAACGAAUCAGACUCCUCCGACGAUGAACUAGAAAUACAAAUUGACUGCAACCCCAAAAUAUUAACAGACAUUGUCAAAAAAGGGAAUUUACUAGCCAAAAAAGCAAGUUACGAUAUCACAGACUCGCCGGAUAGUCUCGAAGAAUUUAUCCCGGAAAAGCAAGAAAUUCCAAAAACAGUGGAAAAGUGUGAAAAGAACUCGCUAGCUAAGAAAUUGCUGUCGCCAAAACUGAGUCGACUUUUCAAGCCAAAUACGACAGAAGUUGUGAGGCAAAGGGAGGAAGAUAAGGAAAAGUCUAGAAGCAAGUUUUUCGUUCAGCGACCUGCUUCUCCUAUACGAUCUACAUAUAGAGUACGUCCAAGUGACGAUGAACCGAAAAUUAACAGAGGUGUGCUCAAAAGUGACUUAAAACUGGCCAGUUUAGGAAAACCAAUGACGCCCAUAUUUAGACGACAUUUAGAAAACCGACAAGACUUCGACGGUCGAUACAGUUACCGGGAUAAAACCCAAGACAAACUGGAUAGGCGCAAAAUAGAGUUACCGAUACGGAAUGUUAAGAAUUUAACGCCGGUUUUGGAAAAGAAAGAUGAUAAGCCCAAAAGGAGGGAAGGAAUCACGCGUAGCAAUUAUGUAAGACUAGCGAAUCUCAAAAUUAGCAAAGAGCUGAAACCAGACAGUGAAGUUAAGGAAUCUCCAGUAGAAAGGGUUAUAUAGAUUAAUGUGUAAUGGUUUUUAGUUUCGUAGGAAAAAACGCGUAAAAUGGUUGUGAUGUAGAAAUCUUUUUGAAUAUCUCAUGAUUUUUUUUAUAAUUUUUUUGAUGUGUUUGACGCUUAAGGCACUAUUUUAAUCAGUCCACAUAUCCAUGUGGACUUGUUGUGGACAGACAAAAUUGAAUUCCAAAAAAAUUCGUAUACUUAAAUGACAAAAUUAGUUUUUACUAAUUUUAUUAUAACAAAAUAAUGAUUGGCAAAUAUUCCGAUAAAAAAACGGCUGGUCCGAUACAUUUUUCGGAUAUUUUAUAAGGAAUUUUUUGGCACGUGCCAAAAAACGUGCAUAAAAAUUUAGAUUUUUGCUGAAAACGCGUUUUUCCUCGAGACUUAAACAAUUACAAGACACUACACCGGUGGUCGGUAUCAAGCUUCAGAUUGUUAUAUUGUUCCUUCCAUGUUAGCGUUUUAGAAUUUAUGUCAUUUUCUGCUUAAAUGUUAUUUACAAGUAUAUCGUUGUUAUGUCGACCGCCGGUGUAUGUACGCCGACUUUAUUUAUUCUUUUAUAGAUAAAAUAUAGUGUGAAAGUUUUUGUGAGUUUGUUAAUCUAUAACUCAAAAACUCUUGGGCCGAUUUCGAUAAAUUUUGGUGAUUUUUCCCAAAAAAAAAAUUACUCUGAACUAAAUGAACUUUAGCGAUUGUUAUAAAAAACAUAUAUUGUCUUUAUAUUCUGUCUUCAUACAAUUUUUAAGGAUAUUUUUCAAAUAUUAUUAAAUAAAGUCGGUGUACAGUCGUCUCUUGCCAAGUUGGAUAUACAGUUGUUGAGUUGUUAAGUACUUAUUAACGCUUGGAACGGAAUAAUGUUCUAUUGUUUACUUGCCAACAAAAUAUAGUACUUGUAGAAUCUUUAAUACUAUGUUAUACUGAAAUUGUGGUCGCUAUGAAAUAUGUAGUUAAAUUUACAUUUUUAGUGAUUUUAGAAGUAGUAAAAAUAAGAGUUAAAUAUGCCGUUUAUUUAAAGAUCAGAGUAAGGAAUUUGCAAUUCUGAUAAAAAUAAAUACGUUAAAAAACCGACUUCAAAAACGGAAAAGCAAAAAAUAAAAAAGAUUUGAUAUUAUUAAUUACUACAUAUUAUUUAGAUGUGCUAUUUAUUAAAUAGGUUUGAUGGGACCAGCUUGAAGCCAUUCCGCAUCAAACAAAAAAAGAACCACGUAAAUCGGUUCAGAAACUUCGGCGUAAUCGGUGCACAUACAUAAAAAAAUAUACCGGUCGAAUUGAUAACCUCUUCCAUUUUUUGAAGUCGGUUAAAAUUGUUUGAUUUUUAGCGUAAUAUAUGAGAGAAAUAUUUCUGCUUUUAUAUCUACUUAAUUUCCUUUAUAUAAUUAGGGAUGCAUUUUAUUUAUGAACUCAUGAUG
Messenger RNA from Colias croceus (clouded yellow), 4780 nucleotides. RefSeq names its product LIM domain kinase 1 (gene LIMK1). The transcript is spliced from 18 exons. Gene Ontology annotation, molecular function: ATP binding; protein binding; protein serine/threonine kinase activity. Gene Ontology annotation, cellular component: nucleus; cytoplasm. The coding region runs from base 91 to 3372 and encodes 1093 amino acids. Gene Ontology annotation, biological process: protein phosphorylation; actin cytoskeleton organization. The record is from RefSeq and is a predicted model, not a curated record. Lineage: Eukaryota; Metazoa; Arthropoda; Insecta; Lepidoptera; Pieridae.